Plasmodium yoelii is the source of this 4248-nucleotide messenger RNA. RefSeq names its product MORN repeat protein, putative. Lineage: Eukaryota; Apicomplexa; Aconoidasida; Haemosporida; Plasmodiidae. The transcript has a single exon. The record is from RefSeq and is a predicted model, not a curated record. Bases 1 to 4248 code for a protein of 1415 amino acids.
AUGGGAAAUAAUGAUCUAUUAAAAAUUCAAAAUUCACAUUCCUAUGAUCUAAUGUAUUGGAAAGAUUUUUUUUCCAAAAAUAUAAAAGAAAAUGAUAUAAAUUCAUAUGUUAAAAUAAAAGAUAAUAAUAUAAUAGAAUUAAAAAAUGUAAAAAUUAAUAAUAAGUAUAUAUUUAAUGGGCUAAUAAAACUGGAUAAUUAUAGUUGCCCUUGUUUUUAUGAAAAAUUUCAAAUUUGCAACAAUAGUGAAAUAUUUAUAGGAUAUUUUAAAUGUAGACAUAUAAAAGGAUAUGGUGAAAUUAUUUCAAACGAUUAUACAUAUAAAGGGUAUAUAUCUAAUUUUAAUAAAUCUCAAAGAGGAUCAUAUUUAUUCUUUUUAUUAAAUGAUAAUAAUGAUAAAAAUAGAAAAAUAAUAAAAUGUGAUGGUUAUAAAAAUAUGUCUUUGAUAUAUAGUGGGAUGUGGAAAAAUGACAAAAGAUAUGGGCGUGGAACGUUAAAAUUGAGUUUCACUAAAAAAAAUAAUAUAGAUUAUGCCUUAAAAGAAGAUGGAAAUAAAAUAAUAUACACUGGAUGGUGGAAAAAUGAUAAAAGAUAUUUUUAUGGAAUCCAAAAUUAUAUUAAUAAUAAUUGUAUAUAUCUUGGUUUUUGGAAAAAAAAUAAAAAAUGGAAAUAUGGAAAAAUUAUUUGGUAUUAUAAUCGAAAAAAAAAUAUAACUUGUGAAAAUCAAAAAAAAAAAAAAAAAAAAAUACAAAAUGUGUAUAUAGGUGAAUGGAAAAAUGAUAGUCUUAAUGGGCUUGGAACUUAUUUUUGGUUUAAAAAAAAACAUAACAAUAAUAAGAAGAAGAACAAUAAUGAUAAGAAGAAGAACAAUAAUGAUAAGAAGAACAAUAUAAUAACACAUAAAAAUGCAAAUUAUGAUAAGUAUAUAGGAUAUUGGAAAAAAGGGAAAAAAAACGGAUAUGGGAUAUUUUAUUAUAAUUGUGGCAAUAAAUAUAUAGGUAUGUGGAAAAAUAAUAAAAAGGAAGGAUUAGGAUAUAUGAUAAAUAUUAAUGGAAGUGUCUAUAAAUGUAAUUUUAAAAAUAACGUAAUUAUUUCGGAGGUACAAAUAAAUCCAGAAUACCAAAUAAAUAAUGUAUAUACUAAUUCGAUUUGCAAAUUAAUUAAUUUUUUUUUUUUUGAAACCUAUUUUAAUAUAUCAAAUAAGCAAAUACAGUUACUUUACAAAAUUAUUUACACCAACUUUGAUUUUUUAGUAGACAUUUAUGAGAGGCAUAAAAAAAUACAAAUAAACAAAAUAAGCAAAAUAAGCAAAAUAAAUGAAAACAAAAUAACAAAAGCCCAAACUAAUGCCAACAUUACUUUAGGUCAAGAUAAAAACAAUUUUACCUUAAUAAAUUUAUGGGAAAUAUUUUAUAAAUGUAAUAUUUUUAAUUCAAAUUUCAACUUAUCAGCUUUAAAUAAAUUAGUAAUAGAUCAUACAACUAUUUGUGAAGAAAAUGAAUUAUUUAAUAUCUUAAAAGAAAAUAGACCCAAAAAUGAUAUAGAAUUAUUCCCAUUAGACGAAAAGAAAAUUAUUAAAUAUUUUUUUUAUAAAUCUUUCGAUAUUUUAAAUAUAUUACAUUUUUUCCCUAAAAAAUCUAAAAAUAAAUAUAUCUCUCUUUUAAGAGAGCAUAAGACAUAUGAAAAAGAAACAAACAAUCUUAAAAAUAAAAAACAGACUCACACAAUACAAAGUUGUCAUGAUCCCACAAACGACCACUUCAAUACAGAUGCUAGCACUAGCACUAAAGAUUUAUAUAUUGAUGGGAAAAAAGAUGAAAAUUGUCAACAUAAUUACAAUAGUUUAAAUGGUGUAUCAGAUUUAUUAAUAAGUUAUUCUACAAAUUGUAAAAUAUCAAAAAAAUUUUGUGGUCUUUUAAAAUAUGCUAUUUUUAAUAAAGAUUUAUACAUAUUAAAAGGUUGUAAAGAAUUAUAUAAAAUAAUCAAAUUUAAUAAAAAAAAAAUAAAAUUUAAACAAGUUUUAAAGAAAAUAUAUUUUUUUUUGAUCAAUAAUAAAAAACAGUAUAAUAAUAAUUACUUGUAUUAUGUUUUAUAUAGUUUGUUUGAAGCAUCUACACCUUUGAUUUGUUCAUUUUUAUCUAUGAUAAGUAAUAAAAAUAGAAAAAAAAAAAUUCGAUUAUUAGAAACACAUAACAGUAGUAUGACUUCUAUACACUGUGAUAAUAAAAGUAAUAACAAAGAAAUAAAAUCAAUCAGAACCCAAAAAUAUAUUAACAAUAUAAAAUUUAAUCAAAUAAAUAGAGAAAUAUCAGAAAUUUUCCAAAAUGAAGAUUCUACUGAAUAUUUAAAAAAUAUAAUUGAAUUUACAAAUGUACAUAAAUAUAAUAUACACGACGAAACACGAGAAAUAAGUUUUAAUUGUUUUUUGUCAACGCUUGUUCAUGUAUCUAUACGAUUAAAUAAAUUUAGAAAUAUCACUGAUCAAUUUACUGACAUUAUAGAGAUCUUGAAAAAAAAUUAUAUAAAAAAACAAAACCACAACUAUUACUUUGGUAGUAGGAAGUUUAUUAAGAAAAGAAAGGGCCACUCCCGUAAUGAUAACAAUAAUAACAAUAAUAACAAUAAUAAGAAUAAUGAAACGACAGAAAAAUUAUUGAAAAAUAAUAAUUACAUAUUCGAUUUAACAAACAAAAAGAAAGCCACAAUUUUAUCACUGGAAAAUAUAUCAAGUGAAUUGAUAAACAUACUAAAAAUUUAUGUAUAUUAUUUUAUUUUUUACUUUUUAAUAUUUGAGUCAAAAGAUAGUUUUUUUUCCAUUUUUAACAUAAAGUUAGAUUUGUCCAUAAAACUUAGAGAUGUAUUAUUAUUUUUAAUUCAACUUAAAUUAGUGAAAAAAUCAAAAAAAAAAAACACAUCAACGGGAUAUAUCAAUUUAGACAGUUAUUCCAAAAUAUCUAAAAAUAAUAAUAAUAAAAAAAUUAACAUAAAAAAUAAAAUAAGUAAAAUUCUGACUUGUUCAGGUAAAAAUUAUAAAAAUAUUCAAAAAAAAACAUUAACAGUACAGAAUAAUGAUAGAAAAAAUAACAAAGAAUUAUUUAGACAUGAACAAAAAAAAAAAAAAAAAAUUAAUUUGGAGAGUACCCGAAAAAAGGAUAAAAGUAAUAUAAAAAAAGAACGAAAAAAAAAAAGAACAAAUUGCAAAAAUAAGAGUGAACAAAAUAUAGAAAUUGAAAUAAAGGAUUAUCCUGAAAUAGGAUACAAUCAAAAAAAAAAUAAUACACUCGCUAAUAAUAAAGAUAAUAAAAAAAAUUUAUUUCAUAAAUGUGAUAAUAAAAAUGGCAUGAACGUACGAGCUAAGAAUAAGAAUUUGUCAAAUGAAAUAUUUUUAAAAAAAAAAUUAAAUAUAUUUUCUUUGUCAUAUUUUGAAAUUUUAUCAAUUUUUUCCAAAAUAUUGAACAUUAAAAACCUACAUUUAAUAAGUGAGUCAAAUUGUGAUUUAUAUUUUAAAAAAAUAAAACAUGCUGGAAAAAGGAAAUUGCAUAAAAUUAAUAAAACUAAUAUGUUAAAAAUGUGUGCAACCCGAUAUAUGAGAAUAAUACAAAGAAAAAGAAAACAUAUUAUACUAAGCUUAUCUAAUUCUAUCAAAAAACAAAACAACAACAAAAUAUGUAGAGAUAAAAUAAUUAGUGUGAAUGCUGAAAAAAAUGAAAAAUAUUCAACCCCUAUUUAUACAAAAAAAUAUGGAAUGAAAAUUGUUACAUUAUUAGACAAAAAAUUAAGUGAAUUAGAUAAACAUAUGGAUAGCGAUUUUUUAAUUAUACAAUCUGAAGAAUUUAAGAAAGGAAAGAGAAUAAAAGACAAAGAUAAAAAAAAAAAAAAAAAAAAUGAAAAAUAUGAAAAGAAAAAUAAAUCAAUUUAUGUAAAUGAUAAGGAAAAAUGUGAAUUGAAUAAGCCUGAUGAUGGAAUGGUACAAAAAACACUUAUCAAAAUUAAAAGACGACAUGAAAUAAAAAAAAAAAUAUAUUUAUUAAAAAAUAAUUAUACAAAUUAUUGUAAAAAUUAUAUGAGUGUAAUUGACUAUUAUAAUAUUUGUCUUACUCCAUAUGAGCUUGUUUUAUUUUUUUUGAAGUUUGUUAAAAAAGUUAAAAAAAAAAAAAAAAUUAUAUCCUCAUACAUCGAAGUAUUAUCUAUUUUUAUAUUCCGUGUUUUGUUGUAUAAUACAUUUAUUAUAGCAAAAAAAAAUAAUUAA